AUGGCAAGCCCUCCGAAACAGAAGGUCGUCAUCGUGGGUGCUGGCCCUGUUGGGUCUUUGGCUGCCCUCUAUGCGGCUUCUCGAGGGGAUGAUGUUGAGCUUUACGAAUUGCGAGGGGAUCUCCGGGAUUCAUCGAUUGUUCCGCUAAAUUUCACAAAAUCGAUCAAUCUGGCACUGUCAGAACGAGGCAUAAAUUCCAUGCACCAGUCGGGCCAUACAAAGGCUAUCGAUAACGUUCUGAACAAGGCCAUCCCUAUGCACGGGCGAAUGAUCCACGGCCGAGAUAUGUCUGGGAAUCUGUGGGAGGCAUCUCAAGCUUAUGAUGUUCACGGAAGAGCUAUCAACUCUGUGGAUAGGGCGACAUUAAACAAUGCACUGCUUGACGAACUUGAUAAUAUCCCAAACGUGAAGAUAUUCUUCAACCACAAACUCACAGGGGCGGAUUUUAAGUCACGUAGAGCGUGGUUUGAGCAUACACUUCCUGAAAAGGUUAAGAAGCCGGAGGAAAAUCCCCCAAACAGGCGGCGAUCUAUUGAUUUUGACCGCUCCCCUGAAGUCCAGGUGCAAUUCGAUUAUCUCAUUGGAGCAGAUGGAGCACAUUCCGCAUCGAGAUACCACAUGAUGAAGUACAGCCGAGUGGACUAUCAGCAAGAGUAUAUUGAUAUGCUGUGGUGCGAAUUCCGUAUUGAGCCCACGGCGGAUGGCGAAUUUCGCAUCUCUCCAAAUCACUUGCAUAUCUGGCCGGGUACAGAAUUCAUGUUUAUCGCAUUGCCAUCGCCUGACAAGUCAUUCACUUGCACGCUAUUCGCGCCCGCACAUUAUUAUGCUGGCCUUGGGAACACGCCUGAAGAACUGUUUGAGUCGUUCCAAGAACAUUUCCCUGGAGUGUCCCCAGAAUUGAUUCCCCCAGAAGAUCUUUAUAACCAGUACAGCAAAAACCAACAUCUACCCCUGAUCAGUAUCAAGUGUCGACCUCAUCACUAUGAUUCGAGUGCUGUGAUCAUCGGAGAUGCAGCACAUGCUGUUCUGCCAUUCUAUGGACAAGGACUGAAUGCUGGAAUGGAAGAUGUCAGGGUAUUGUUUGAAACCUUCGAUAAACAUGGGGUGCACGAGAUCAGCGAUCCUGCUCGUAGGGAGAGUGCUCGCGCUGCUGCACUUCAGGAGUACACAGAGCAGCGAGUGGCCGACGUCCAUGCGAUCAACGACUUAUCCAAGGGCAAUUUCCUCGAAAUGCGAGCAGGGGUCAACUCACGCAUGUACAAAGUACGCAAAUUCAUCGAGGAAAACCUGGAUCGUUACAUCCCGCAGUUGGGAUGGAAAACUCAAUAUGCACGAGUCAGCUUUAGUAACAUGCGGUACUCUGACGUCGUGAGAGCGGCGAAAAAGCAGCGUUUGUUGCUCAGUGCCAGCGUCGGGACCGUGCUCGUUACCAGCAUCAUGGCGGGCCUGGCACUGGGAGGGGUGUUGGUGUGGAAAUGGCCUCGACAGUUUGCACCUCACCGCCUGCUGUCAAGCCUGACGAUGAAGCAGUAUUAUCGAACUGCGUAUCAAUGA
This is a messenger RNA of Talaromyces proteolyticus, 1554 nucleotides long. Its product is annotated as putative kynurenine 3-monooxygenase. Bases 1 to 1554 code for a protein of 517 amino acids. The record is from RefSeq and is a predicted model, not a curated record. NCBI's taxonomy places the organism in Eukaryota, Fungi, Ascomycota, Eurotiomycetes, Eurotiales, Trichocomaceae. Gene Ontology annotation, cellular component: mitochondrial outer membrane. Gene Ontology annotation, biological process: quinolinate biosynthetic process; L-tryptophan catabolic process; NAD+ metabolic process. The transcript has 3 exons. Gene Ontology annotation, molecular function: FAD binding; kynurenine 3-monooxygenase activity; NAD(P)H oxidase H2O2-forming activity.